Messenger RNA from Phalaenopsis equestris, 880 nucleotides. Its product is annotated as DUF724 domain-containing protein 3-like. NCBI's taxonomy places the organism in Eukaryota, Viridiplantae, Streptophyta, Magnoliopsida, Asparagales, Orchidaceae. The transcript has a single exon. Bases 14 to 481 code for a protein of 155 amino acids. The record is from RefSeq and is a predicted model, not a curated record.
UUGCUUUUCGGCGAUGGACUUCAAAACCGGUGAUUUAGUGGAGGUGUGCUCCAAAGAUGAGGGUUUCCAUGGCGCGUUGUACGAGGCCAAGGUCGUCCGCUCAUUGCCAAGGCUCAACCGCUACACCGUGGUCUACGACUCCAUCGUUGAGGAAGCUGACACCUCCAAGCAUCUCAGGGAGACCGUCGAUGCUGCCCAGGUUCGCCCCCGGCCUGUUUGGGCGCGCGAUGGGGCAUUCACCGUGCAUCAGCACGUCGAUGCUUUUUGCAACGAUGGAUGGUGGGAAGGCGUUGUAUCUUGUUUGUUGGGGAGCGUCAGGAGGCCGAAGUAUAGCAUCAGCUUCCCUAUCACCGGCGACGCUAUGGAGUUCCUGCCGUCGGAGCUAAGGCCUCAUUUAGAUUGGGUUAAUGGGGAAUGGGUCAAUCCCCACUCUCAGGUAUCUGGAUUUGUGACUUUUAAGAUUUUCUUUGGGGUUUUAUGAAUAUUCCUUUUGUUGCCUUGUCUUCCUAAUAAUACAAGAUGCAUCUGUGCUUGGGAGUAUACUGUAGGGAGGCACAUUUUCAUUUUUGUUGUAAAAUUAAUUCUUUACCACUUCGAUGUGUGGCGUUUUUAAUUUAUGCUGUCGUACCACUUUGUAUGAAUGCAUUUAGUUUAAGCUCCUUUCACUUUAUUCAGGGUUCAUCAUCUAAAUUAUCCUCACCGGAGAUGAAUUGUCAAUGCCAUUUAAGUUAAUUUUUAUUUUCGUGGUGUUUUUCUUGCACUCUAUUGAAUUGACAGUUUACCUUGGUUGAGUAUAAUCCAAUUUUUGUGCACUGUGAUUUUGAGUUCAUGCAAUGACAUUUAUUCUUCACCCUCUUUUUAAUCUUAAAGAUAUUUACAA